GUGCGCGCGCAACGUCGGUCGCAGCUCGUACGCUCAGUCGAUCAGAGUCGCGCGUCGAACCGAGACACACCGGCGUGCGCUCGCAAAGGCCUAAAAUCCACAAAUCGGUAUUAUAGUACCGACCGUGUUCGUUACCUUGAAGGUAUUCAAGCAAUCGAGCAACGGCUUAGUGAGAAGUGAGUGAACAGCUGACUACCGGCUGCCGAAUUGUGUAUGAUUGGAGAUUUGAUGACAGCGAAAUUCAGUGAACUAUGUGUCAGCCCAGCUAGCACCCAACGACAUCCCACACAAGUGAUGCACAGCGACUUCAGCCCCCUCUAGCGCACCAGUUCCCCCUUCAAGAUGUCCGUGGAAACCCAGGAGUAUAUCAACGGCAUGAGGGAGGGCCCCCUGACCAGAGAGAUCCCAGAAUGCAUGCGAAACAAAUAUACUAUAGUGCAGACCGUUUUCGAUAUUAUAUGGUUCCUUCUCCUCGCCGCCGGACAUAUUAUCUUCGGGAUAUACAGAUACAUUGUCGGAUAUCCUAAGAAAGAUUUGAAGGGGGGAAUAGCGGUGGUGACGGGCGGAGGCGGCGGCCUGGGCAGUCUCAUAGCGCUUCGCCUUGCGAGAUUGGGAUGCAAGGUCGUGCUAUGGGAUAUUAACAAACAAGGAUUGGAUGAUUCGGAAAAACUAGUGAAGGGUAUUGGAGGGGACUGCUACUCCUACGUGGUGAAUCUAGCCGAUAAGGAAGACAUUUACCGAGUCGCCAAAAAGGUUCACGAGGAAGUCGGUAGGGUAAGUCUGUUGAUAAACAACGCCGGCGUGGUGUCGGGGCAGUACCUCUUGGAUACGCCGGACUAUCUCAUACAGCGGACGUUUGACGUCAACGUUUUGGCGCAUAUAUGGACGGUAAAAGCCUUCCUACCCAAGAUGAUAGAACACAACGACGGCCACAUAGUGACCAUAGCGUCCAUGGCGGGCCACGUAGGCGUGGCCAAGCUGGUGGACUACUGCGCGUCGAAGUCUGCGGCCUGCGGCUUCGAUGAAGCCCUGAGAUUGGAGCUGGAGGUGCGCGGCGCGAAGGGGGUGACCACGUCGCUCAUCUGUCCGUACUUUAUACGGUCUACGGGCAUGUUCGAGCAGGUUAAUUCGAGGUUUGUGCCUCAACUGAACGCGAACGAGGUAGCGGACCGAGUGGUGCUCGCCAUCCGCACCAACGAAGCCCUGGCCGUCAUGCCGGGAUACUUCAGUUUACUGCUGCCUCUCAAAUGGCUCGUCCCCUGGCCAUGCCUGUCGGAGUUCCUGCGGCGCCUGGUGCCGGACGCGGUGCCCGCGUCGCACUCGCACGUGCACUCGCCGCCGCCCCCCGCCCCCGCCCCCGCCCCCGCCCCCGCCCGGCCCGCCAAGCCCGACGCGCGCCCCGUGACGCUGGCGCCGCCGCGCCGACACGACAGGCACGUCUGACGCACGAGCACGCUGCGCUACGAGACAUGCGACAUGCGUCGACAAGGGUGAUAUUGCUAACUGGAUUACCAUUGGACCCUUAUUAAGUGACGAGACAGCACCAUUAGGCCCACUUGCACCAUCCCCCUAACCCUGGAAGGUUUAACCGGUUAACCCGGGUUAGUGGAAUGGUGCAAGUUGGCCUUAGCUGCUUAAGGAGCUGCCUUCUCUAGGGCUCUGUUCUAUACUGAGCGGUCGAUGAAUUUAUUAUAGAUAUUUUGAUUAUUUUGACCAAUGGUGUUGUACGCGGUACGUGUGAUUGUGGCAGCUUGAUGACAUCAGAAGAAAAUGACAAACCACAUUGUUUUUGUGGCUAAAAGCCAUAAAAGAUUAACUUUAUCGCAUGAUUUGCAUUGGCGAACGAGCUUCUUACUGUAUCUAGUUAGCCGUAUCGCGGUAUCUUUACGCGAGUAAGAUUAAUUCCCAGAUUGUUAUAUCGUGAUGCAUAGAUGAGAGACUAUCAAAAUUUGGAUGAUCAAAGGGAACCUAGUGAAUGCUGUGAUAGAAGCUGAAGCUUGAUUACUUAUUGAUUAAUGGAAUUUUAUACAAUCGGCAUCAAAAUGCGUUUUACUACACUUCAGCCUUGUUAUUUUAAACGGAAAAUAGACCCAAAUAACUGUAAGAACGAUAUGGUUUUUUUCUAGUUAUUUGGCAUUGUUGUUGGUACCGACGUACUUAGUUAAUUUUAAAGUUGUUAUAGCAAUUGUUGACCAAACAUUGCGUGUAUUGAGAUGUUGCGUUUCCAAAGUAAUUGAGGUAUAUUUAAGGUUCCCGUUAUCGCAAAUGUUGUAUAAGAGCAGUUAUGAUCAGUGCCCUACAGAAAAGUGCCAUCGACAAAAUACGUAACUUCUUGUAUAGAAUUACAUUAGUACAAAUUGAUUAACUGUCGCGAACAUUUUCUAAAUAAUGCGAUUAAAAUAAAACGGGACCUUAGAUUACGAUUCGUAUUUCUGUAAAAGUAAAAAUUAUAAUACCUGUACAUACAUAUGUUAAAUAAGUAAGUAUUUUAAACGUAUCUGUUUAACCAGUACUCUUGAAUCUGAUGCAGCUUUUAGAUUUUAAUUGAGGGUAAGGCAGGGCUAAAUAUCGGUAGGUAAGGGUGAAAUGGCCACUAUAUCUUAUCUACUCCGUUUAUGUAGUCCAUUUGGCUUCGAAGUGACUGUAGUAUGAACGAGUUACAUUACGUUUCAUAUUUCUAGGCAAGGCCCUCGGUCAUUUCUACCUAACUCUAAAAGUGUGGAGCUGCUUUUUGUACCGACAAAGUAGGUAAAUAUAGGGAAAUCACCCAGCGCCACUGAAUUACGUGUUAAUCGAAACAUUUCCAAAAUCUUCAGUAUCGCUAAAAUAUGGAUGGAGGCCAAUUCGAAGUUACAUAGCGAUAUAAAAAUGAUGUAAUAUUGGUAUUAUUGGCCUCAUGAUCAGUCUUAUAUCAUUAAGUGGAACCCUAUCAUUAUGACGAUAACUUAACACUUCAGUCACAGUCGUAGUGUCUCUAUUUGAUAUUGAUAGAGCUUCCUUUAAGUUGCAAAAUCUGUGGUAAUUGAAUUCAGUCUGUUAAAUUCUGGUUGUAUUCAUCUUUUUGAAACAGCCCUCAAUAUAAAGUUAACGUGCGUGGCGCGUCAUUUGUCGGUGUCCACUAAGGGUCUUCGGCAGCCAAAGGAAAUCAUUUGAUUUUGAUCAUCAUACGAUCGCCGACGUCCAGAUUUUGCAAUUGCGCUGUUUGUCUUAAAGGUCUGUUUACUUACCAAGUUUUCAACUUUAACUUAGGUUAAGUAAUGUAGGUAGUGUAUUGUUACUGUGGUACUUAGUCAAACUAAGAAACGACGAGGAUGUGAUAGCGAUUACCUUAUACGAUAUUGUAGCGACAUCGAUAUUAAUUACAUUCCAUAAUUAAGUUACCUUUUAAAUACGUAAUCAUCAAAUGUACAGGAUCUACUAAUGAAUAAACUGCACCCACUAAAUAAAUAAGUACUUAAAUGGACCGUUCGUAGGCCUAUUUCGAAUAUAUCAGAACUUUUGAGAUCAAUGAGAAACUUUGAGGUCGAAUAUUUUACAUAGCAUUUGAAAUAGUCCCUCGUGACGACAUGUGUACAAAAGCCUAAUUUGUAACGGUUUAGAGAUAUUCAAUGGAAUGAAGAUUGCUGUCUUUAUCAUUAACUCGUCUCGACUAUAGAGCUUUUACAUUACAAGUGCUAAGUUUAGUUAGCAUGCAAUGCAAAAAAGAUGUUGUUCUUUCGUAGCGAAAAUAAUUCACGAAUUCGAUAAUCGACAAGUUGACGAGAAUUAAGAGAUAAAUCCCGCUGUUACAUAGCAGAAGGGACAAAUAUGAUGUAGAGAAAGAAAAAGACAUCUACACAUUUUUCAAAAGUUUACUCUCUUUUUACGCGUAGGGACAGUACUGUCUGGACGAUUAUUUAUUCAUUACCCCUUUUUAAUAGGUACGCAUCUACUGUAGGUAAAGAUAAAAAUUAAUUUCUACAAUUUAUCACAAUUACUAUUAAGUUGUUCUCAACGAAAGUUGGAAAUUAUUACUAUGUAAUACUAAAACAUAGGAUUUAAGGUAAACGUGAAUUUGAAAUUUGCUCAAUUUUGGCUUAGUAUAUGUCAAUAAAUUACUUUUAAUUCGGGUGUUAAUGGGCUUCCGUGUAUAUAACGAUGUAUAUAAGUAUGUAUAACGCGGAAAUGUGGCUGUUAUAUUAUUGGCAUAAAAAUGUAUUAUAUGGUGUAUAGCAAAUUACGAAAAAUAUUCAAAACCUUGUGACAUUCUUAAGCGGGAGGGAACAUAGAGCUGUGUUUGUUGCGAAGUCUCGCAUUUGUAUUAAUGCAGCAUAAAUAGUAUAAGCACCUGGGGACCUAGUCAAGGUGACAAAGAAUAGAAAAAAUCAAUGUUAAUUGUAUAUUUCCAUACAUUACGAGUUAAAUACUCGUAAUGUAUGGAAAUUGUUAGAUUAUUGUUUUCUAUCAACGAUUACAACAUCUUGUCUAGACCUGCUGCCAUGGUAUACGUCCCUGUUCUUUGAGAAUGACACAUUCUACUGGAAAUUUUGUUUACCUACCUAAAAGAGGGACCUGAAGAAGUUGCAUUUAUUGCAAAAAAUAAAACCGUUUGUUCGGUUAAAAAUAUAUUUGUAUUAUGAUGAAAAAAGGGAAUAAAGAUAUAAAUGAAAUGUU
Molecule: messenger RNA, 4653 nt
Organism: Cydia strobilella
Lineage: Eukaryota; Metazoa; Arthropoda; Insecta; Lepidoptera; Tortricidae
Product: estradiol 17-beta-dehydrogenase 11-like
Exons: 7
Coding region: 343-1443 (366 amino acids)
Cellular component (GO): lipid droplet
Molecular function (GO): oxidoreductase activity, acting on the CH-OH group of donors, NAD or NADP as acceptor
Source: RefSeq, a predicted model, not a curated record